GUUUCAACACGUCUGUAGAGAAGCAGCGGCAAAUGAUUGAGGCGCAGCUACAGGAGGCGCAGAAGGCAGCGCAAGAGGCGUCGAGCGUCAUGAGCGCGGACGAGGCGGUUACCAAGCACCAGCUCAGCCUGUACGCGCACAUCACGCGCGUCACGUGGCGCUCCGACCAGCAGCCGCUGGUGGCGGGCACGGUGUCAGACAGCAGCACUGGCGACAUCCGGCUGUUCAGCUUCGACUCCGCGGCCACCAGCCGCUUCGAGCUUGUUAACGCGCUGUGGGAGCUGCUGUGAGCGCACUGCUCCUUGAAGGCCCCAGGGGACUGUCCCCUCUGUAACAUCCGCAUUCUUGAAGGCCCAGGAGGAAUCGGGAUGUAGCAGGAGUGGGAAGGCCGAGAGGAUGCGGAAGCAGGAAGUGGUGCAUGGCAGAGAGCUGUGACGGGUUCACCCAGGAUAUGGUGUCGGGGCUUGUGGACGAACUGAGAAGGUUUGUGACUGAGGGUCACAUCGCGCCGGCAGAGGAGAGCACCGCAGUGAGCGUCCCCUUUGGUGCUCGUAGAAUGCACGCAGCGAGGCACCAGCCCCCAGAGACAGGUUGCAACAGA
Chlamydomonas reinhardtii is the source of this 601-nucleotide messenger RNA. RefSeq lists its product as uncharacterized. Bases 33 to 290 code for a protein of 85 amino acids. The record is from RefSeq and is a predicted model, not a curated record. The transcript is spliced from 2 exons. NCBI's taxonomy places the organism in Eukaryota, Viridiplantae, Chlorophyta, Chlorophyceae, Chlamydomonadales, Chlamydomonadaceae.